AUCUUCACAACAAUAUACGAUUCUCAAAGUUAUCAUUUCCCUAUCAGCUAGCUCCUUUGUUCCCCAUAUGGCAGACUUACCCUUUGUGCUAGCUUGUUCUGUAACUCUAUUGGCUUCUUCAGUAGCCUCUGGGGCAAUUGUUGAGCAUUCUUUUAGUGUGAACAACUUGACUGUUAGCCGAUUGUGCCGGAAUCAAUCGAUUAUUGUAGUAAAUGGGUGUUAUCCCGGACCAACAAUACAUGCACGAAAUGGAGACACACUUAUCGUCCACGUUUUAAACCAGUCGCCCUACAACAUUACUAUUCACUGGCAUGGAAUAUUUAAGCUUCUAAGUACAUGGGCGGAUGAAGCUGCAUAUGUAACUCAAUGCCCUAUAAGCCCUAGACAAAGCUUUACUUACAAAUUUAAUAUUGGGAGCUCAACCCAGCAUUCCAACAUGUAG
This is a messenger RNA of Malus domestica (apple), 442 nucleotides long. NCBI's taxonomy places the organism in Eukaryota, Viridiplantae, Streptophyta, Magnoliopsida, Rosales, Rosaceae. The record is from RefSeq and is a predicted model, not a curated record.